AUGUUCGUACUGGCUGUAGGUAAAGGAGCCUGUGUCCUGUUGUCUCCACUUCACGUGCAAGCAGCCGGUGGCAACCAAUUAACAAGGCACACCGUUGAUACCACAACCGUUGUCCAGUGGCACGGCAAAAGGCUCCAGCCUGAGUUGAGAGUACGCACUGGUCUCUCCUCAGUGGUGGAUGUAACUCAAGCGUUCCACUUCGUUCAAACACAGUCAGAACGCCGCUCCUCUGCACAGAGCAGUAAGCAGCAUGGAGUGCGAAUGCAGCACAGUCGCCUUUUGGUUGUGCGAGGUUGCAUGUCUCAUGAGUGGUGCAUAUGUGGAUAUGUGGAUGAGCAAGUCGAGAAGUGGAUGAUGGGAGAGAGAUGUAGUCCAGCAUACAUGGAGGGAGCUUCAUCACUAACUUUCAUUCUACUUCAAGCUUACCAAAAGAGGGAACUGUCGCAGUGUCGCGGAAGCACUGUCAGCAAGCAGCGAGAAGGGUGGGUGGUAGAUGAUGGCGAAAUUGUUUGCGCUUACAAAAGACUGCCUGAGAGGGGUUGA
This is a messenger RNA of Hydatigera taeniaeformis, 543 nucleotides long. The record is from the annotation of a GenBank genome assembly. Lineage: Eukaryota; Metazoa; Platyhelminthes; Cestoda; Cyclophyllidea; Taeniidae.